UACACAUACGUCUGCAGAGACACAGGCUUUUAUCAGCAAGUUCCAGCUGGCGGUCACACACUUGUCCUGUCAGAGCGACACACUAUCUGCUCCCGAAGCCACGCAGCUCUGAAGCAUUUGGUCAUAAUGAAGACGCUCCUGUGUCUACUGCUCUUUUUUGAAGUCAGAGGUCAAAGGUCAGCAGCAUGCCCUCACCUUUGUUCCUGUGUUGGGGGUCAGGUAGACUGCAGCAGUAAGUCUCUCACCACCUCCUCUCUCCCCACCCUGUUCCCUGCUGACACCACUGAACUUCAUCUCCAUAACAACCUGCUCACCUCCCUCCCUAACGGCCUGCUGGAUACGCUGACCUCCCUGCAUUCUGCCUCAUUCCACGGUAACCCAUGGGUGUGCGACUGUGGUGUGCUCUACUUGCAAUCUUGGCUGCUGCGGCAGCCUGCGGGCAGCACGUCACAUCAAGGUGUCAAAUGCAGCUCCCCUCCUAGCCUGAGAGGACGGCUGGUUGUGUACCUGACUGAGGAGGAGGUGCUGGAGUCCUGCCGUUACUGGUACUGUGACCUGGCUUUGGCCUCACAGGUGUGCCUGUUCGUGUUUGUGCUGGUCCAGGCGACCCUACUGGUUACUGUCAUCGUGUUCCUGAAGAGGUUUGAAAGAUUGUCAAAGGAAGGGAGGAGGACCAGAGAGGAGAGCAGCACAGCUGGAGAGGAUAUGAGGGAGAAUGUCACGCCUUUAAUGGCCAGCAGCAUCUGACACAGAGAAAACAUCCUGG
Molecule: messenger RNA, 766 nt
Organism: Thalassophryne amazonica
Lineage: Eukaryota; Metazoa; Chordata; Actinopteri; Batrachoidiformes; Batrachoididae
Gene: gp1bb
Product: glycoprotein Ib platelet subunit beta
Exons: 2
Coding region: 127-747 (206 amino acids)
Source: RefSeq, a predicted model, not a curated record